AUGAGUGAAGAGGAGAAUAAACCUAUUGAAGAAACCCCAACAACUGAAAAAAAGGUCAAAAAAGUUAAGAAAGUUAAAAAAACAAAAAAGGCUUUAAAAGAACUUCCUGACUUUACUUCUGUUAAAGUAAAAUCAAAACCUAAAUCUAAAAACACAGAAAAUGAAAAGAAUGAAGGACUUUAUACGUAUGAUGAGUUAUUGGAUCGUAUCUUUGCACAAUGUAAUAUUUCUCAGAAUUCAUCAAAACAAGAAAUCGAAUUACCACAGAUCAAGGUUGUAAGAGAAGGUUCAAAACGUGUAAUUUGGGAAAAUUUCACUGAUAUUUGUAAAAGAUUACAUAGAAGUCCAGAAGAUAUCAAAGUAUUUGUAUUAGAAGAAUUAAUGACUAUUGGUUCAAUUGAUGCUAAAGGUGGAUUUACUAUUAAAGCAAAAUUACAACCACAUCAAUUAGAAAAUAUCCUUAUUAAAUAUGUCAGCCAAUUUGUUCAAUGCCCUGAAUGCAAAUCACUUGACACUGAAUUAAUUAAAGAAAACAGAAUUAAUUUCAUUAAAUGUAAUGCCUGUUCUUCUAAAUGUUCUGUUGCUGUGAAAAAGGCAAAUGAUUAA
Molecule: messenger RNA, 606 nt
Organism: Entamoeba histolytica HM-1:IMSS
Lineage: Eukaryota; Evosea; Mastigamoebida; Endamoebidae
Product: translation initiation factor 2 beta subunit, putative
Exons: 2
Coding region: 1-606 (201 amino acids)
Biological process (GO): formation of translation preinitiation complex; formation of cytoplasmic translation initiation complex; translational initiation
Cellular component (GO): eukaryotic translation initiation factor 2 complex
Molecular function (GO): translation initiation factor binding; mRNA binding; translation initiation factor activity
Source: RefSeq, a predicted model, not a curated record